GGUAAGAUUUAGUGGGGUUUUUCCAGCUGUCUUGAUUUUUCUUCGGUGUCAAAGCUAAAUUUCAUUUGCUUGCUAAUUUAGAACUCACAUUUGAGGAGAAGGAACGAUUACAGUAUAUCAGACACCAAAAGGCCCAGGUUAUGAAAAACAUCGAGGUAAUAAAACUUAUAUUUGACUUCUGGUAGUCGUUAAAACUCGAAUUAAAUGAUAUUACGAAUCAAAUUGAAAGUCUCGGAUUCUCAGUCGAUGGAGAGGACCCGUCUCUGAGGCGUCUUGCCCUUGCUUGUAAAAAAUUUAAUAGUAAUCCAAAACAGGUUUGGUACUGUGUCGUCUUAUGAUUAUUCUGAAGGGUUUAGAGUACUUGUUUGAACAAAAUAUAAUUGAGCAGUCUCCAGAAGAUGUUGCGAAGUUCUUUAUUGAUCAGAACGAUAACUUAUCGAAGUAUGCCGUUGGUACUUACAUUGGAGAAGUUCGAAAAGAAUUUAAUAUGCAAGUGUUGGACGCAUUUACGAAGUUACAUAAUUUCAAAGAUCAAGAAUUCCUGCUAGCCCUCAGACAAUUCCUUCUUAGUUUUCAAUUGCCAGGUGAAAGUCAGAAGAUUGAUCGUAUUUUGACAAGUUUCUCAGAACGUUAUGUAGAACAGAAUCCGUCAGUCUUUAACUCACCACACGAGGCCUAUGUACUGUCCUACGCUGUUAUUUUGUUAAACACCACCUUGCAUAAUACCAAUGCGAAAAGUCAUAGUCUUGGCCUGGCUGAAGAGAAGACUUUUGUACGUACUAUGAUGGAAUUCGAUGAGGAAACUAACUUAUCGGAAGAGCUUGUUCGUAAAAUUUACCAUGCUAUCAAAUCAGAACCACUUCGAGCUGUUUCUGAUGAUUUAUCUGUGCGUGGAGCGAAUCAGACCAAUGCAAUUUAUAAAGGAUGGCUCUGGAAACUUGGAGGAAGGGUCAAAAGUUGGAAAAGACGAUGGUUUGUAUUGACAGAAGAUAAUCUCAUGUAUUAUCUUACACCAGAACGUUCUCGUCAAACUAAAGGUUUAAUACAACUGGAGGGUAUUAAUAUCCGACUAAUAAAUGAUAAAACUAAAGAGUACUGUUUCGAAUUGUAUUCCCCUCGGAAUCAGCUAAUUAAAGCGUGUAAAGUUGAAAGGGAAUUGGUUGCAGCUCCAGGUCAUCAUACAGUGUAUCGAAUGGCUGCACCCACACUUGCUGAAAGAGAUGAAUGGAUCCGUAUGCUAGAACGUGUUACACGUCGUCUAGCUGAACGACGUGGUACACGCAGUAUCAGUGUAGACUGUACUGGUCCUGGUUCUGCAUCAAUGACUGUGGGACCAAGUCAUCAUUUACCGCCACCUGUAUCCUCUUUAUCAUUGAGACGCAAUGGAGCAGGCAGUCAACCUGAUUUACCUAGUCAGCAGUCUGUGUUAAACUAGUCUUAAAAUCAACCCGUUAUCAAAUAUUACUGUGUAUAUCAAUGUUAAGAAUUCUGACUUCGAUCUUUUGGUAUUCUCAUUUCAUUUUCCUCAUCUGUUUAUGACUAUAAAUUGCCGUGUUCCUGCGUAUAAUGCAGUUGUACAGUGCUAGAAAACAUUUAGUUGCUAAUACACGUAUAAGCACCAUUGCUUUUCUUAAGUCAUCAAUGUACAUUUUGUUCUCCUUCUUCUGUUUAGUUUUUUUCCUCACAUUCCUGUUAUUUUUGCGACCUUUUUUACCUGGUGACUUGACGUUUUUGGUCAUCAAUAAUCUCAUGGUUGUUAUUUUUUCAUUUCUCGGUUUCCAGUGUGGUUUUUCUCAAGUUUUGUUUGUUUGACUUUAUUGCAUUUGAUCUGUUGGUUUACUUCUCCGUAUUCCUUUAAUAUGCUUCCUGAUGAAUAUAUGAGAAGAAAUUGGAAAUGGUAGGCAGAAAAGUGGGAAAGCUAAUUGACUUAUUGUUGUAUUCUUGUUGUAAAAAUACUUCAUCUGUUUGCUUAUUUAUUAAUGGUAAUUUAACACAAUAGAGACAAAUUAAAGGAGUCCGACGGUAUCUUCAACUUAACUAUUUUUGUAUGAUACGUUUCAAAUGAGGUGUUGUGCAUAGUGUUUGUUUGUCUUCACUGUGCGUGAUCGUCUUAUCUCCUGUACGUUGAAUCUCUUGGUUGUUGUGAUGACGUCUCUCAACGCCUACAAUAUCACGUGUUAUAUUUCAAUUAAGCAAUGGAUUCCCUGAUUUGUACCCAGGAUGUCUCAUCUUUUACAUUAAUUUAUUGUUCUAAUGGUUGUAAUCAUUAUUCUAAGCUUAGUUUUCAUGCUAUGUUUGUUUGCUUUCCCGGCUAUUUUACUUAUGGACAAGGUUUUGUCGUUUGUGGUGAUGGUGGUCGUCUGCUCUUUACUUUCUGAUACUUCUAACUUUUUCUCCUUGAAGAAAUACUCUUGACCAAUUAUAGGUUAUUUGUGGUGUUCUCACUUUGUGCUGGAUUCAUUCUUCAGUGCCUCAGGUAUCAUUUGUAAUUUUUUUAAACGCAGUUUUUUUCUUGUACACUCACAUACUCAUCCACAUAGAUGUAAAUAUAUAAUAUAAGUAAAUAAAUGUAGAGGUUU
Molecule: messenger RNA, 2579 nt
Organism: Heterobilharzia americana
Lineage: Eukaryota; Metazoa; Platyhelminthes; Trematoda; Strigeidida; Schistosomatidae
Source: the annotation of a GenBank genome assembly